Molecule: messenger RNA, 2972 nt
Organism: Bursaphelenchus okinawaensis
Lineage: Eukaryota; Metazoa; Nematoda; Chromadorea; Rhabditida; Aphelenchoididae
Source: the annotation of a GenBank genome assembly
AUGGAAGAGGAGUUGGUUCAAUUGCUGUAAGUCAUCUCUAAAUUGUUGCUUUAAUUUUUAGUUUAUAAAAAUAGUUGUAAAAUAGGGGAAUAUAAUUGUCUUUUCUUUUAAACUAAGAAUCGGAAAUUUUUUUAAUUUAAAAAAUUGAAUUUAAAAAAAUAAAAAAGUUUUUUUGAAACUCUUAAAAAUUUAUAAAUCAGUUUUGUUUCAGGACGCUGAUUGCAAUUGUAAUAUUCAUAGCUUUCCUCGGAUUCCUCUUCUUCCUGAAAUGGCGUCAAACCAAGAAAUUCCAAGCACAAGUUUAUCAGUAAGUUAAAUCGUACUGGACUUGAAGCCCAGUACGCACGGCUUGGUCAUGUGCCAGGUUAGGGCGGCCCAAGACAAAUUUGAAACCAAGCGUGCUUGUAGAUGCGGGCCCAACGAUUACAGUAGGAUAAGGCUAGGUAGGAUAGGAUAGCCCAAACCAAGGCCGCAGGGUCCCAGCUUAGGUCCCGCAACGAGGUUUAACUUCUCAGUUUCUUGCAUAGUAAACGAGUUUCAAAUCCCUAAUCAUUUUGUUAUAAAGGAAUUUACAGUACAUUUAGUUUUUUCUUAUUCAGUACCUUAAUAAUUACGAAAUCUCAAUGGUAUUUUACAAAUAAAAACAAUGUUUUAGUUUGCCGACUCCACCUGAAAAAACCGGAGUUUUGGCCGAGAACAACCUCCUAACACAGUCGGAGAAGAUAUUACGAGGCAAAUUAGAUGGUCCUGAAUCAGUACUAGUAGAAGAAGGUAGGUACUCUACCCUACCCUGGCCUACCCUACCUUGUCCUACCCUACCCUACAUUACCCUACCCUACACUACCUUACCCUGUCUUACCUUACCCUACAUAGGAAAAUUUUGUUAUUUUAGGCACAUUAUACACUGGCACAGCCGAUGGUCGAGUGAUAAAAAUAGUGGAUGGAAAAGUAGAGAAAUAUAUAAACCUAAGGGAUGAUUUUGGAACUAGAGGUAUAUUUUCCUAUGUUUUAGAACAUGCAAUAUAACAUGAAAAUAAUUUUUUUUACAUUUUUUUAAGUCAAAGAUAUAUCUAAAUUUUACUCGUUUUUCAAAAAUUUUUUUCAAAAAUUCAAAAUUUAAAUUUCAAAAAUUUCAGGAAAAUUUGAAACAGAACCUCACUUCGGCCGUCCUUUAGGAAUUCGACGAUUAAACGCAGACUGUUUAGUUGUGGCUGAUGCUUACAAUGGAGUUUUUAAAGUCGACUUAAAUAGAGGUAUGUCCAUAGAACCUAGCUUAUCUUAUUUAGACUGUGAUAAAAACGCCGUAUUUUACUAUAUUCUGACAACUCUUAGCUAAAUUUACACUAUUAUCAAAAUGUAAAAAAACGUUUUUUAUAUCAACGACAAAACUUUUUUGAACCAUAAUUUGAAAAAAAAUAUUAAAAAAAAACAUAAUUAAAAAAAAAAAAAUUCCAGGCCUAGUGACCCAAAUAUUUUGUUCACACACAGACGUUUGUGGAGUAAAAUGUGGUUAUGUGAAUGAUUUGGACGUGUUGGACGAAAAAGUCAUUUAUCUGACUGAUUCGUCGAUAAACUUCCAACGGCGACAGUUCACUAACGUCAUGCUGGAAAAUGCGCCUAGUGGAAGGUAAGAAACAGAGCUAGAGUAGGGUAAAUAAUAGGUAGAGGCCGGGAUUUUCAGGGUAAAGGUAGGAUAAGAAAGUGGUUGGGUAAGGGUAGGAUAAGGACGAGCCAAAGUCAGUCAGGGUGGUUCAAGGGUAAGAUUAAGGUAAAAAUAGGUAAAGCAAAAGUAAGGUAGGGGUUAGAUAUGAUAAAGGUAAGGCACGAGUAAGACAAAUGUAUGUCAAAGGGCUAGGGACAAGGGUAGGGCAAGAGUAAAGGAAGAUAAAUAGAGUCUACCAAAUCAGGGCAGAGUAGGAUAUAGUAGGGUAGAAUAGGGCACGGUAGGGAGGGUAGUCUAGGGUAGGGCGGGUAGAGUAGGUUAGGGUACGGUAAAGUAGGCUAGGGUUAGGCAAAGAUAAAGCCAAAAAAGAGUUGCGUAACGCUAAGUUACGAUAGGUCUACGAUAAGGUAGGGUAUAUUUUCAUACAAUUUUUGUCAUUUAUGCAUGUAUUUUUAAUGUUUUUCAUACCUAAAAACAAAAUUUUCAGAAUUAUAGAAAUAAAAAUUUGGUCAGGCGAGAGCCGUGUCCUCCUCGACGGUCUCUUCUACCCCUUCGGCAUCCAGAUCCAUCCCGACCGCCAAAGUUUAGUCUACGCAGAAGCGGUUAAAUGCCGAAUCAUGCGAUAUUACUUUACCGGCCCAAAGGAAGGUCAAUUAGAAGCGUUCGCCUCAAAUCUACCAGGAGUACCAAACAACAUACGACUCUCAGCGGAUGGUAAAUCCUUCCUAUGUGGAAUGCACGUGGCACGGUUUGAAGGCAAACCAGCACCGGUCGAUUUGCUGAGUCCACACCCUAAGGCUCGUCGAUUACUUGUGACAAUGAUACCUGACGAGAUUUUGGGCCGAAUGUCCAAAAUGGUCCUUCCAAGAUACGGGCUAGUGGUGCAGUUGGACUUGGAAGGGAAUAUUGUUAGGUCUUAUCAUGAUCCGGAGGGAAAAAUCAAGUUUAUCACUCAUGUAUGUUUUUGAUUUGUAAACAAAGUUUUUGCCAUUUUUGAUUUGUAAAAAAAGUUUUUGCCAUUUUUAAUUUGUAAAGAAAGUUUUUGCCAUUUUUGAUUUGUAAAGAAAGUUUUUGCCAUUUUUUGUUUUGUAAAAAAAGUUCUUGCCAUUUUUUGUUUUGUAAAGAACGUUUGUGACAUUUUUGUGUCGUAAAGAAUUGAAAAUAAAAAAAAUUAAAAUUUGCAUAAAAUUUUAAAAUUUGGUUAAAUAUUUUUUUAUUUAAAAAUUUUCAGGCCUCCGAUGACGAAAACUACCUGUAUUUAGGAUCAAUGCAUAACAAAUACAUUGCGCGUGUACCCAAAAUCGUAUGA